UUGCUGCUCUUGUAGCCACCAUGUAGCAUUCCGCUUUCAAAGGAAAGAGUGUUAUUCGAUUAAGUUAUUUAUACGACUAUUAAUACAUAUUACAUUAUAUAACGUAUUAUAGUCCUCAUAAAAAUAUACCAUGUCGUGCAUUCGCCGUUGUGGAAAAGUAAUUUUGACACUUUGCAAAUCUUUACUAUUUCUUUAAAUGAUUUGUUUCAUCACUGCGGUUUGUCAUCAACACGACUUAUCAAGUAUGUAUUUAUGUAAAAGUAUUAAGCUAUACACAAUUUCCGGUGUAUAGGAUUUUUGAUAUAAUGUCGAUUUGGAUGUGUGUAUUCAGUGUCCCAUGUUAUGGAAGGCAUCACAAGGUCAUGCAUGCAGCCAGGCCUCUAACCUGCACUUUUUACACCCCAGCCCUAGAGCCAGUGUGCUUCCAGUAGGUGGAGGCUCUUCCUCCUUUUUUCUCCAUUCUCCCCCCUCUGGCUCCGACAAGUCCAGAGUUCCCUAUGUUCACUCUGUUGAGCAUGUUUUACUAUAUCUGUCUGCGGCGACGCUCCAGGAGCGGGACUCGCGGCGAAGCACUGACCAGUCGACGAGCUGUGGAGUCUGGUCAACGAGCGAUAUUACCUGUCAGCGUGGAAGUGGAGCAGUAUGCAAAGGAGGUUUUGGACUUCAGCUCUCAUUACGGCAGUGAAAACAGCAUGUCGUACACCAUGUGGAACCUGGCUGGUGUACCCAAUGUCUAUCCCAGCUCCGGGGACUUUACACAGACUGCUCUGUUCAGGACUUAUGGAACAUGGUGGGAACAGUGUGCAAGCACGCCGCCACAAUUACGGCGCACCCCUAAAGGCUUUUACAGCCAGGAUUAUAUCGAGCUGGGCUUUGAGGAGCCAGUUUACCCUACAGCUGUGGAGGUGCUUGAGACUUACUACCCCGGUGCCAUUGUCCAGAUUCUGGCCUGCUCACAUAACCCCUUUUCCCAGAAUCCUCCAACGGAUGUCAGGUGGGAGGUGUUAUGGUCAGGGGAGCCCGUCAAGGUACUGACACCCCAGGCACGCCAAUUUUCACCAAACAUCAAGCACAUCAAUUUCCCUACCAACCUGCUGCGCCUGGAGGUCAAUAGCUCCCUGUUGGAUUACUAUACCGAGCUGGACGCCGUCAUCCUACGUGGUGUGAAAGAGAGGCCCAUGCUCGCACUCUACAAGAUGCCCGUCAUCGACAUCACUGACCUCAGCGACAGCGAGGAAGACCUGUCUGAUGUGGGAGGUCCAUUCAGACAAUGUGCAAACAGCAGGACAGGCAACGGCUUCUUUGACAAACUGCCCUAUGAGCUCAUUCAGUUGAUACUGAGCCACCUGACCUUGCCAGACCUCUGCCGUCUGGCCCAGAGCUGUAAGCUGCUGCACCAGCAUUGUUGUGACCCGCUCCAGUACACCCAGCUGAGUCUGCAGCCCUACUGGGCGAGGCUGAGUGACACCUCCUUGGGACACCUGCAGAGCCGCUGCACACGCCUCCAGAGGCUCAACCUUUCCUGGACGGGCAACCGGGGAGCUCUCACCCUGAGUAGCUUCAGCAGCUUCAUGAAGGUCUGUGGGCUUAGCCUGGUGUCCCUGGAACUGUCUUGCUGCCAUUUUCUGACCGAGGCCUGUUUGGAGGUCAUCGCCCAGACUUGUCCAGGGCUACAGGAGCUUAAUCUGGCCUCCUGCGAUCGCCUCAACCCGCAGGCCUUCACACACAUUUCAAAACUUACGCGCCUCCGCCGACUGGUGCUUUACCGUACCAAGAUCGGGCAAACUGCUAUUCUUAGCAUCCUGACUUUCUGCAUUGAGUUGAAACACCUCAACCUGGGGAGCUGUGUGAGGAUCGAAGAUUAUGAUGUUUUAGCAAGCAUGCUGGCUGCUCGUUGCCGCUCACUCUGUUCACUGGACCUUUGGCGAUGCAGAAACCUGACGGAUCGAGGCCUCAACGAGCUUGCCUCUGGCUGCAGAAUGUUAGAGGAGCUGGACCUGGGCUGGUCUCCCACACUGCAGAGUAGCACUGGAUGUUUUCAGCACCUUGCUCGCAGCCUUCCUCGCCUACGUAAACUCUUCCUGACUGCCAAUCGCACAGUCUGUGACUCAGACAUAGAGGAGUUGGCCACCAGCUGCCCCUUGCUACAGCACCUUGACAUACUGGGUACAAGGCUUGUGAGUGCUGCCUCAUUGAAGAAACUCCUCCAGUCAUGUCCGCAGCUGCUCCUCCUGGAUGUUUCCUUCUGCUCGCAGAUAGACACUCGGGUCAUCCAAGAGCUCUCCAGCCUCUUCCCCAGUGUAGCUAUCAAGAGGAGUUUCACACACUGACCCUAGCACGGUCUUAUUACUGCAGAAGAAGCAAACUGAGGCACAGCAGAUGCUGGAGAGAUACCUCUGGAUUACAGGAUCUUCUAUUAGUGGUAAGUAAGUAAGGCCGUUUAACUGGGUGAGAAAGUCCCUUGAACUGGAAUGGCACAGGAUGAAAAAAAAAAACAACCACGGACUCUCAUCUGAUAUGUGAGGCUUAAUUUAUUAUUUUUGGACAUCAGGGCUAUUGCAGUGAAGCAAUUGCAUCUUCCUGAAAUAUGAAUCGUGAGAAAGAAAUGUGACUUAUUUAUAAAAUGAUGCUUCACUAGCAGUAGUCAUGUUGGUAGAAAAAAAAAGACAAGUGUGAAAAUCAGUCUUUGUUUCAAACUGCAGGGAACGCAUCAGCAGGACGUUUUAUGAGCAACGAUCAGGUGCAGCUUUGGUUAGUGCCUUCUCAGAUUGACCAUUCGACAUGAAGGCCGUCAUACAUGGCGUCUGCUCCAUGCUUGUCAUAUGUUCAAAUUCAUUUUGAAUAUGAUCAUGAGGGAAGGAAGGCCUUAUUCCACACAGGUCUGUGGAUUAUUUCAGUGAAAAUGUAACCCAAGAAUUAGCAUUUAUUAAUGCCAUGGUUAUUGUUCACAGGACUAAUAUUAAACCUGUCAACAUUUCACCAGUUUGUAUAGUUGUAUCCAAAAUCAUUCAGUCAAAACGCAGUUGCUCUUUUAUAUCACAAAACCAGUCAUCUCUCCUAAUGUACAAUGUAUUUGUGCCUUAUAUUCUUGAUUAUAUUAUAGUGUACAGUAUUUAGUUUGACAUGUGCCCCUCAACCAAAGUGAUAUGGAGAUACCGGUCCUAUUUGUCACAAGCCUACCUUCUAGUUCAUAUGCCACAUACUGUGUGUAGCAGUGUCAAUUAUAAUGAAAAGUAUUUAUUUCUAUUUCUUUGCAAGGGUUUUAUUUUAAUGUACAUAUGUCUGUUUUAUUAUCUACUGAAAGACUAUUUAAUUUUGGGGAAUACAGGGCUUGGUAAAUGACUUGCUAUGAAUGACAAAGACCCAACUAAUGAUAUGAUUGUCAGGCAGCGCUAUCUGUGACAUUAUGAAAACAUCAAAAACACACAUUGUUGAUGUUCUAGUAGAAGACUCCUGUGUACUACCUACAGUUAGUUAUUGGUCUGUUUUUUUUUAGCAAUAUUCUUUUACAAUUACAGAUUUUAUGUUAAAUCCUUACAUGGACUGUCUUCUAAAUGCCAUGCAUAAUUGGCUUCACAUAAGCCAACAUAUCUGCUGUAUCUCGGUAUGUUGUAUUUGAUAUACAAUGUAUGCACCACACUGUUGUUUCUUUAAUAGAUCAUCUCAUCUCAACACAAGGAGAAUGCAGAACAUGUCAAUAAUAUGUAAAGCUUGACUGUUGGUUUAAGGUACUCUGUUGUAUUUAUACUUUAACAACAAUGUCGUACUGGAGAAAUCCUACUUUUGCUCAUCAUGUAGCAGCCAUUCCCAACCUUUUACUAUCAUGUGUACCCCUGGAAAACUUGAGUUCAUUUGAAGAUGCAAAAUAUGCAUUUAAUUUAAAUUUGAGUUAUAAAAAUAUUUAUUACCUUUUUUUGAAAAUUUUAAAAGAAUCGAUACCCAUUUUUUGUUUGAAAUGUUAUGUUGUAUUUACCAUUGGGAACCACAGAUAUACCAUAUAUGGCGUCAUUUCCAGUGUGUAACGCGCACCCACUACAUUUAGAAAGAAAAAGAAUUUUCUAUAUAUAAGCCAUAUACACCACACAUGUCCACAUCAUAAAACGGCAUCAAAUCUCACAAAAAGCUUAAUCCAUUGGGAAUCGCAGGAGGUCGUUACUGAAUAUUACAAUCUUGACUCACGGUUUCAUCUGACGAAGAACGCAAAAAUCAUCACACAGCAACUUAACACAACUUAACUUACCGUUUUCUCACCAACUCGCAAGCGGCGCAGUAUUUAAACAAUUAGUAGUAGUUCUGAAGUUAAGGGGAUGUCACGAGAUUAGAACAUAGCCAUAAAUUAGUCACAGGGUUGAAAAUUUAAGAAAAAAGUAGCGGCUUAUACACUGGAAAUAAUAAUAAUAAUAAUAGUAGUUAGUUUGACCACUUUAUUAUAUCAGUGCAAUAUUUGAACAACAACCCCCACCAUCCAGGAUGUGUCAUUCAUUUCUUUUCACAUUGUUUGGGCAUGCAUUGAUGCCCCCUCCCUCCCCAUUCUCCAGUUUGAUGGCCGCUGUUGUGUGAGAAGAUUGUUCCUCUGUGCUCAUGAAAGUGGGUGCUUCACUUGAAUGAGAUUUGAAAUAAAAUCCAUGUGUGUGA
Doryrhamphus excisus (bluestripe pipefish) is the source of this 4635-nucleotide messenger RNA. RefSeq names its product F-box and leucine-rich repeat protein 4 (gene fbxl4). NCBI's taxonomy places the organism in Eukaryota, Metazoa, Chordata, Actinopteri, Syngnathiformes, Syngnathidae. The record is from RefSeq and is a predicted model, not a curated record. Gene Ontology annotation, cellular component: SCF ubiquitin ligase complex. Gene Ontology annotation, molecular function: protein binding. Gene Ontology annotation, biological process: SCF-dependent proteasomal ubiquitin-dependent protein catabolic process.